CCACUUCAUAUCUCUUUCUUCCUUCUCCUUUCUGUAACUAGAGAUAGAGAGAAUGACGAAAGUCUCUGUUGGAUUGCAACUUGUGACAACUGAUUCUAAAGAAAAGCUAAACAACAUAGUCAUCAAAUCUUCACUGAGACCAAAUCGGUCCAUUCCAAACAUCUCGGAGCUCUGCUUUCUCAAAACAUGUCAUCUGUGUUUGAAACAAUUCGCUCAAGACAAAGAUGUUUACAUGUACAAAGGAGACUUGGGAUUUUGUAGCAAAGAGUGUAGAGAAAGUCAGAUUUUGAUGGAUGAGAGGAAAGAAUUAGAGGCUUCUACGAAGAUGAUGAUUGCAUCUUAUCGACGUUGUAACUCUGGCGCCGGAAAAAUUGGGAAUCGUAACUUGGUGGAUGAUCUCCGGCGGCCAUGCCGGCUAUUUAUAGUCCCUUGAAGCAAUCAUCAACUUCAUUAUACUAAGUUUUAAACAACAUACUAAUACAUUUCUAGAUAUAAAGAAAAUAUAUUUGUUAAAUAAUUUGUAUUUCCAUCGUCAGAUGUUUA
Molecule: messenger RNA, 543 nt
Organism: Brassica oleracea var. oleracea
Lineage: Eukaryota; Viridiplantae; Streptophyta; Magnoliopsida; Brassicales; Brassicaceae
Exons: 2
Coding region: 53-433 (126 amino acids)
Source: RefSeq, a predicted model, not a curated record